CAGCACUGAGUUAUACCAGCCUACCUGCAAACAUGGAGGGGCAAAAGGUCUGAUAAGAACAAGCAAAGAAGGACAAGAUGAAAUAGAAUAUGUAAGGGGAACACGUGGCACUGCUGCUAGGAGAGAGAGCAGAGAGCGGCGGCAGCGACGGAGAUCCUCCUUCCUUCAGUCGCUUCGACCACGCGUCCACUGCCAGGAGCUGCUGUUGCUGCUCACGACACACGGCCGAAGCCUCCUCAGAUAGCUCCAUAACUCUGAUUCUGUAGAUCAACAGAAAGUCUUCUAUCAGACCGCGAACGAGUCAGAGAGGAAGGUCCUGCGAGAGACAUUUGACAGGAAACGAUACUUGCUUCAUCGCUUUCUUUCUGAAGAGAUGAAGACGAUGAUGAUGGAGGCCAAACUCUGGAUUCCUCUUUGUGCGCUUUUGCUUGUCAGCCUGAGAUCCGUUGCUGAUGCUACUAACAACACCCGGGUGCCCGAAAUUGUUCCAAACAAGAAUGAGAGCUUAACAACUCAGCUGCCAUUAAUGUCUCCUGCUGCUGCCACCACUACCACCGAAGGUCCGGAAACUGGAACCAACAUCUCUGAUGUGACGUACACUUCCUCUAACACCACCCCACAUAUGAAUCAACCUUCAUCAAAUCCCAACAACACUUUGCACAGUUCUCCUGCUGCUCCGAUGCCGUCAAACCCCUCCACUCAAAAUGAAACCUCCUCCCCCAGUUCCGUCCCAACACCUGAGCCCACAGCGACAGCUAUAACCAAUUCAACAUCCAACACCAGCUCCUCUCAAGAGACCGCCACUUUUCAGCCGUCCACAAAUACUUCUGAAUCCAGCUUCGGAUCAACUAAAGCCCACCCAAGAACCACCAUAAGUCUGCUGAACAGCACCUCCACCCAUGCCGAGAGUCCAUCCCAGCUCAGCGUGGGGGAUGAUGACGCCCAUAACUCUCCUGCACUGGACCCCCUCCUGGCCGGCCUGGUGUCAGCAUUCGUCAUCACGGCCGUCAUCAUCGCACUGCUCCUCUUCCUCAAACUUCGCAAAAGAGACAGCGGACCACAGUUUCGCCGGCUGCAGGACCUACCCAUGGACGACAUGAUGGAAGACACACCCUUGUCCAUGUACAACUACUAAUGAUGUGUGGAGGGCCAACCGGAGCCUUUUCAACUCUUCAGUCCAGUACAGUAAUGCUUUGGUUGUUGAACCGGGUUUCCCUAAUCUGCACCAAUCUGCCUGGGUAGGUGUAAGCACAUGCCUGGAUUGCUUCUACUUACUCAGAUUGUGUGGACGUGCAGAGGGAAUGGACCUAAUUGAAAUAGAAGUGGACAAUGAAGACAAACGGCCAGGAGAGAACCCUUUGGAAAAGCCUUUGUUCAUUGCUGUACAUAUAAAGUCUGAGGUUGCAAAUUUUUAUGCUCUUCAAAUGAUUAAGCAGGAGGAAACGGCUUUCAGUGACGCUCAGAACCAGGCCGUAGCGGCCGUGACCCUGCUUUGGUGUGAGCGGGACAGAGAAGAAAGGGGGUGAAGAAGAAAACCUUCUGAUUGUUCUGUUGAGAAAUUUGCACUUUACUUUUCAGGGGUAAGUGAGGAGGGAAAAAUAGGGAAAUUUAGAUUUUUACUGUGCACAAGUCUCAUUUUAUGCUAACUUUGGAAAUGUCAAGACAAAAAACUGUCCCCAUCCCCUCCCCAACAUAUUGCUGCACAGUGCCAAUCUGCUACUACAUUUUUUCCUCACUUACAAGAAAGCAACUUGGAAAUAUUUCUGGUCACCAUAAACACAGACAGUCAUAGGUUGGAUGCUAAAGCAUGGUCACCCAUCACCGUUUAAAGUAACUGCUUUGAAUCCAUGGUCAGCAAGCUGCGAGUGGGAGGUUUGUUAUACAUAGAGACUCUUCUGGAGCAGAUAGCCUGACUAAAUAUCCAGCUAAUAUGUGCUUGUUACAGAAUGGCUAAAAAGUAUAAUAUUCUGCACAGUAAGCGUUUGAAACUACUUCUAAAUUUAGUUGGCAUUCUGUGGUUUUGCGUAUUUAUGUCAACAGUUAUGCCCAACAUUAUUCGUACCCCUGGUAGAUUUAAGUUUAGAGUGCUCUUUUAAUUUUACCAUCAUAUUAUGUUUUAACCGGGGGUGGUAUUAAUAAUUUAGUGGCCCAGCCAAAGUUCUGACUUUAGUCUGAUGGAGACUUGAUUGUUCAUCACCAAAGAUAAAAUUGUCAAAAUGCCAAGAGAACUAUGGGAAAAGCUGUUCAGCGAGGUUUUUUGACUGAUUGAGAAGGACAGAAAUAGUUUCUGACAGGCAAUAAAAAAAUAAAUAAAAACAGAUUUUUCAUUUUCUGAAUGGAUACUCCUUUUAUGUUAUAUUAUGAGAGAUGCCUGUCUCUUUUCCUUACAGAAACAAACUUUCUGGUUGAAUGAAAAACUUUGGGCUUAGCUGAACAGAUCAAAAACAGAUUAAUUCUAUAGUUAACAUUAUGACUGUAAUGUUUUGUUAUUUAAGCAGCAAAAGGAAUAGUUGUUUUUCUGUUUUAAAUUAAAGCACUUAGAUCAUGUUAUAAAUUUGGUUUUGAAUUUAGGUGAUAUUUUAUGAAACUGUUUUAACGCUAGGUGAUCUUAGCAUGAGAAAGCCAUACUGAGCCGGGCCUGGUUCUGAUACAGAAUUAAACAGAUGAGUCUGAACUCAGCUGAGGUUUAUCGUUGCAUUUCUACAGCAACCACUGAUCCAAUUAAAAUCCAACCGAAGGGUUGCAUGUAUGUGUUGCUGCACAUAUUUGAUUUAAAUUGUACAUACUCAUAAAACAGCGCUACAUUUUUCAUGUUGGUUAAUUUUUUAGUUUCUUAGUGAUAGAAUAGUUUCUGUUUACCUUGCAUGCAGGACUUUAAAGUCCACAGCAAAUCCUUCAGUGAUCUUUUUCACUGGGUUGGAAAAGUUUAUCUAGGUUUCUAUGCUCCGUUUCUCUCAGUCACAUCUGUUGAAUGCAUUUUGCUGCCGUUUGUAAAUUACAGACUGUUAUUUUAUGAUUAAAGGUGUUUUGAAAUUA
Messenger RNA from Girardinichthys multiradiatus, 3036 nucleotides. Its product is annotated as platelet glycoprotein Ib alpha chain-like. The transcript has 5 exons. Bases 374 to 1135 code for a protein of 253 amino acids. Lineage: Eukaryota; Metazoa; Chordata; Actinopteri; Cyprinodontiformes; Goodeidae. The record is from RefSeq and is a predicted model, not a curated record.